AACAAUAAAUUUGGGUAUAAAAUUAAAAUGACCACAUUUGAAAAUUCGCGAAAUCCAUAUUUAAAUGAUAAUGAUCGAAAACAAUAUAGUUUCGCUUCGUCAGACACCGAUGAGACGGAAAAUGAGAUUCCCUAUCAUGCGCGUGAACAUGCAAGACCCUUUACGUAUGGAAAACUUCCCAAGGGCUUUAAGAAAAGCGAUUUGAAUCAUGUGUCACUGGACGAUAUUCCGGAUACACCGAAAACAUUCAAUAAGGCACCAACACCAACAUCGUUACCGCCAAGCCCAACGGCUCAAAGGAAGACCGCUCGUCCUAGCGUUUCUCCCUCCAGACCGGUUCUACGAAAAACGCCAUCACGUCAGGAAUUUGAAGAAAUGCUAAGAGAACGUCAGGAACAGUCACUUAGAGAACAGAACUUGGCAUUGAAAGAAGCACAGAACGCGUCCAUCCAAAAAGACUUAGAUGAGCUACAAGAGAAAUUGAACAAGAGUGCAUUACUGCAAAUGUCUGAGGCACAAAAAGUUCAAACGUCUUCCGUAGCUGAGAAUACCUGCCGUGAGGUUGUCAAACUUGUGGAAACCAUAGAUUUACCCGAUGAAAAUGCUUCCGUUGACCAGACAACACCGUCAAAUGCCAUUGUGGAGGCCCCCAGCAGAUGUGAACCGUCGCUCGCACUCGUCGAAGCCAAGAGACCCGAAACCCCCGCCUUUCCUGUAUCUACGAAAUCUACAUUGGAAGAUCGCUGUGUAAGUCCAUACCAGUUGUCUGCCCCGGCAUCACCAAUUCUUCCACGUACCAAUUCAUUUACGAAUAAAGCGAGUGAAAAGAAACGUUCGCCACUGAAAUUGCCAGCUUUACCCUCGAUUAUCCCGUCUAAAUCUAAAGAGAAAAAGCAUGCGGAAGUUCAUCACGAUGUUGCCCCUCACUUGGUGAAAUUUGCUAGGGAUUCUUCCGAAUUUUGGUACAAACCACACAUGACAAGGGAGGAGGCCGUGUCACUUCUACGACAUGCCGAACCUGGUACUUUCAUCAUACGCAAUUCUACCACUUAUAAAGGGGCAUUUGGAUUGGUGUUGCGUGUCGCCAAACCUCCACAGGGGGUGUCGGUAGCCGAAAAUACUCCUAAUAGUGAUGUAUUGGUUCGACAUUUUCUUCUGGAGCCCACUACGCGAGGCGUUCGUCUCAAGGGAUGUGUUAAUGAGCCUGCAUUCACAUCACUAUCGGCCCUAGUAUAUCAGCACUCCAUUAACCAGCUGGCAUUGCCCUGCAAACUUGUCAUACCCAACCAAGAUAUAAUGCUAUCCGAAGCGGAUCGUGACAUGAUCCAGAGGCAGAAACAAUUGCUACAACAGGGUGCGGCAUGCAAUGUGCUACUCAUUUUCAGCAUGAACACGGAAUCCCUAACAGGCGAUGAGGCUUUGCGUCGUGCAGUUCACGAAAUGUACGCCCAGUCGGCCACACAUAAUCCUAUCGAGGUGCAUUUUAAAGUAACGCAAAAUGGAAUCACGCUGACAGAUAACAAGAGACGGCUUUUCUUCCGACGACAUUAUACUACCAACUCCAUUUCCUACAUUGCCGUUGAUCCAGACAAUCGAUUCUACACAGUGCUGGCAAAUGAUGAGGGCUUAAAUCGCGCCGUGAACAAGACAAUAUUUGGAUUUGUAGCUCGACCGGCUGGCAGUCGUGAUAAUCAAUGUUUCGUUUUUUGUGACUUGGCUGCAACACAGCCUGCAUCGGCCAUUGUAUCCUUCGCCCAGAAGAUAUUGCAUUUGAAUAAAAACGCCGAUUUAUUGUGAACA
Messenger RNA from Musca vetustissima, 1800 nucleotides. RefSeq names its product tensin-1-like. The coding region runs from base 28 to 1797 and encodes 589 amino acids. Gene Ontology annotation, molecular function: protein binding. NCBI's taxonomy places the organism in Eukaryota, Metazoa, Arthropoda, Insecta, Diptera, Muscidae. The record is from RefSeq and is a predicted model, not a curated record. The transcript has a single exon.